AUGGGCUGGUCACACAGAUUCGUUCUUAGCAGGAAUUCUGAGAGCCACGAGCCUGUGCAUCAGAAACAGGAUUGCAGGAGCUCAGGGGUCCUGCUGGGCCCGCCCCCGGGGGUGGAGCUGGGAGUGGUCACGUGGAGGGGCCCCACGCUCCGGGUCCCCCGCCCACUUGGUUUCUGGAGUGGGAGCCCGAGCCAGCGCGGGCGCCGUGCGGGCUGGAGAGCCGCCACGCCGGAGCUGCGGAGGUCGGCGCCGGGGCCCGGGGGCGCCUGCUUGGUGCUUCGCCCGCUCCCAGAUCGCUGUGCGGGCGGCGGGACCCGCAGCGGCCGCGAGAGCAACAGCGGCAGCCCCAGCAGCAGCCACGCCAGCAACGACACCAUGGAUCUGUCUUUCAUGGCCGCGCAGCUGCCCAUGAUGGGAGGAGCGUUCAUGGACUCGCCCAAUGAGGACUUCAGCACUGAGUACUCCCUGUUUAACUCCUCUGCCAACAUCCACACCGCCUCCAAUGGCUACAGCCAGCCAGAGGAGUCUCCCCGCUCCUCCAACGAUGCCGUCCUGCUGUGGAUUGCCAUCAUAGCGACACUGGGGAACAUCGUGGUGGUGGGGGUGGUGUAUGCUUUCACUUUCUGAGGGCACAGGGAUGUUGUGGCUGCAGGACAGCCCCUCUUGAACCGGGCUUACCCCACAAGGCUUUCCAGAUGGCUGGGUCUUACUGCUGGCUGCUGGCUGUAUCCAUGUUCUAGACCCAGAGUUCUGACCCCUUGAAUGGCCUUUCCGAGGGCAGCCUUCGUGCAUCCGGAAUUGCUCCCAGACAGCUCUGAGUUUGAAUAUGCCAUGUUGUAGUUGAGCUGAUUCCAAACACCUAGACGUUGGGGCUUCCAGCUGACAGGGUCUUGGUGGGUCAAGGACUUUGAACAGCAGAUUGGAAAAUUGUGGAAACUUCACUUCCAGAACACAAGACCGAGUUGAACUAGGUUUCAAUAGUAGACCUGUUUUGAUGAUGAUCUGGUAAAUAAUCAUUUGUGUGACUUACUUUUCUGCAAGCUUAUUGAACCUGGUAUAUGGGUCCUGGGGCAAGUGGAGCCUUCAGGUUAGAGUCUCGCCCAUCUUGAUUUCAUGUCCCACUCCUGGGGAUAUUGAUGCUGAUGUCGUAGUGUCACAGAAUGUUGUUAAACUGACUUAUAAAUGGUACUUUGUCACUAGGCACUUGGUCCCUUACCAGACCCAAGUGCAUCAGAAAACCCAGGAACCAGGUAGUGGGCUGUUUGCUGGAUGAACUUUCUGAUCUUUGAAAGAAGAGGAGAUGAUGUCUUCAAAAAGUAGGUCCUCUUGGCAGGUCCUUCACUACUCAAGUGAAGUCACCCUUUCUUCUCUCUGAGGACUUGUGGGAUUUAAAGAUGAGUUAUAGCCCUGUCCCUUCAUUAUUGGACGGGAUGUCAUGGAGAGGGGCGUGAUGUGCCUGUGGUUGGGUAACGAAGGAGUCAGAAUAGCAAAGCAUUUCCUUCGACUGAGUCUCCUCUCCACCCUAGCCAAGCUCUAUUGAGCCAGUCCCCACCUCAGCAAGGCAGGGAAGGAAUCACCAGGGGGUCUUGACAGUGCUCCAUAGGUCAUUAACUUUAGAUAUUGUGCUCUCCCAGGUCCAAUGUGCUUCCUGUCGAGUCAGUUUCCUUAAAUUGUUUCACAGUGGUGGCUGGGGCCUUGGCAAACAAGGAUGCUCUGGGUUGAAGAUCAGCACUGGGGGACCAGAGUUGGGAAGGGAGCCUGCACUGUUCUUUCCCUGGGAAAGGAAACAGCUCUAUGUGGAACCUCACCCCCACUUUGUGAGAGGAGCUUCAACAAGGGGCAGGAUUGCCCCAGGUUCAGAGUGUCCUCCUCCCUCCCUUCCCCCUCUCUGUAAAACAUAAAAGGGUUAAGAAGCCCUGUUUGUGUUUGGGGAUAAUUGCAAGAAUCUUGAACGUGCCACUGGUCUUAGGAAAUAUGAGUUCUUGGUGACAGGAAAAAAAUUCUUCUAAAUUGUCCAGCUCAGCCAGCUGCGGACUGAUAAGAUUACCAGACACACCAUGCCAUGAACAGCCACCAGCUCUGACUCCCCACAUCUGUCGCUCUAGCCAGCAGAUCUGCAAAUUCUUCGGCUCCAGGGAAGGCUGAGUGUGAGAGCUGGUCUAACCUUUGUAGCCAAGCAGAAGGAACAUAGGGCGUCUACUAGGACCCCUGAAAUCAUCAGCAGAGCAGUAUGCUGGGCUGGCAAUUAGCUGUUGUGUGCUGGAGGCAGGGGCUGCUGGCUGUUUGCCCUUGGCUUCCUAUCUCUCCAGCAGGACCCUCGUCAUACCCCAGUCUUGGAGCAAGGGGAUGGAUUCUCCAGGAGAGAACCAGGGAAAGAGGUCAGAGGCAGGGCUGGGGCCAGGAAUGCUUCGGAUGUCUGAGAUGGCAUCUGUGUCCCAGAAUUCUCUGAUGCACCCCCUCCUUUUUGUACUUCUUCCUCAGGGGAGCUGAAGCCCAGAAAUAGGUGGUACUCUCCCCCAGAUGCCCCCACCAAUUAACCUCUAUGUUAAAAUCUCUGCUGCUUUCCCGAGUCAGAGCUCUAGAUAGUCAGGUGCAUUGGACGGCCUCUUGUCUACAAGACUUCAACUGAUCCCAGUGUUUCCUUCUUUGACUCCUGAAGUUUCCUUAUCUGCCCACCUCCAUCACAAAUAACAAUCAGUAAAUGAUAGAUUCUAGCCAGAGCGAGCUGUGCUCACCUUCCUGCCCAGCUGGGUUCUAUCUUGGCUCUCAGGUAAGGGAAGAAAUAGGUCUAAGCUCAGUGCUUGAGUACUGAACCUGUGUUUGAGUACUUAACCUCAGUUUUUGAGUACUGAACUUCAUUGUUUGAGAACUGUAUCCAGGCACAGUACUAGAUUUUCAUCCUUACAUCACCUCACUGCACCAGUGUUCUGAUUCACAGAAAGGAAGCCAGAGGCUCAGAGGAAUGGAGUAACUUUCUUGAAGCCUCACAGGGUGGAAGUAAGGAGCUAGGAGUGGAACCUGGCAAGCUGGGUUCUGCAGCUGAUAAUUUCUACGGCACCACAUAGCCUUCUGGGGCUGGACGCCCCCACCAAGGUACAUUUAAACUGGACCUGAAUCUAUAGGGGAUGCUUCCUCAGGUCCACAGCCUGGACCAUCCACAGGUCUUGGACAUCAGAAUGGGGCAACCUCAGUACUCUAGAGGUAGGAGACCCCGAUGCCUUCCCCCUCCCCCAUUUAUUUAAGAUUGGCCUCUGAUCUCCCAGUAGGUUUCCAGGAGGGACCCAAAUUAGGGUUUUCUAGUUGCAUGUAGAAGGUGCCCCCCGGGGGCAGGUGUGAGGGAGCUGACAGGUGCACAUGGAUUAUUCCAUUUGUUUUUAGUUGCGGAAACAGGACAGGCUGUAUGCCAGAGCACAGGGCUAGGGAGCAUGUGUGAUUGAGACCUGCACCAUGAGUCCUCUGGAACUGGCUGUCCUGGGGUGGGGGUGGGGGCCUCUGAGGCUGGAGCCUGCCUUGGCACUGGAGAGAUUUGUAUUGUUAAGUGCAGAAGGGGGCCAGCAGCAGGCAUUCUUAAUCUCAGAACAUCAGAGCAACAAGGGCUAUAGAGAGCACCUGAUUGGAACGUCCCCACUGUAGAAUCAGUGGAGAGCUGCAGAGUCCCGGGGCACUCACUGCUCUGUGUGUGCACCAGGAAGCAUGGGGAAGGUCCCUGGAUUAACAGUGAGCCCCUGAGACGUGACGGUGUUCUCCACUCCCUGUCACUGGGCCACCUUCAUUACACACUGUGGAUGCCAUUGGGCGGCCUCGGAGCAUGCCCAGGGAUUGGCUGUGUUACCAUCAUAGGGAGGCAGGAAUUCUGCUCAGGUGCUGGGGGGAGCAGCUAGAGCCCAGACGUCCUGGUCCGUGAGCACCUGUCCCAAACCCUUCCCAAACCUUUUGAGACCUGGUUUUUCGUAGGGAUAGGUCCCAGCAGAUACAUGGUCAGCAUGCAAGGAAUGUGUGUGCUUUGUACACAGGGCGUGCCAGAGCCCUGGUUCCAUAUGGAGUCCUCUGGCUAUGUGGUGGAGUAGCCUGAUGUUCCUGAGUCUACUUCCUGAAUCCUUUUCCAAUCAUCUAGUCCCACAGACUGUACAUGUUGCUGAGGCCCAACACAAAGCCGUAAACAGCACAUCAUGAGAUUGUUGUAGUCAGUUACUCAGCUCUUUAGUGAGAACUUUCUGGGUGCUAUACUUGAGUUGCAAUGUCAAAGGGUUGGAUGGGGCUGAUAGGGAACCAGAGGAUCACUAUUUAGUCCAAAGCAGUUGGAGGUGAGCAGUUUUGAACUUGCCAGUGGCCUGCGUGUGGAGGGCGCUGCAGGAUGGCAGCAAGAGCUCUUCAGCCUUUCUCUUUGAGGAAGCCCGGUCUCCAGUGGGUUUGAGGACAUCGGCAGGUGGAGCUCGUCAACAGGAGAAAGGUCUUGCCCACCCAGGCCACCCAACCACAGAGUCCUGUGGUUCUUAACUUCAGGUGCUUUUGUUCCCCAAGGGGACUUUUGGCAAUGCCUGGAGAGUUCCUGUAGUCACAACUUGCAGAGGAGUGGGGACCUGCUGGCAUCUAGUGGGUGGAGGCCAGAGGUGCCACUUACCCUGCAACACAGGACAGACGUGUGAAGGGGCAUUAUCCAGUCUCCAAGUGUCAACAGUGCCAUAGGAAACCUCCACUAGGCUGUGCCGAGUCACAGUCACGGGGGUUCCUAAAGCGCCACUUGCCUUGUAUAAGUUGCCAAGCUGAGCAGAGAAAAUUGGAGCAGUGAUCUCAUUGGCUGCCCAAGUUGAGACACCCCCAGCAGGUGACUGGACUUUGGAAACCCAUGUGGCUGUUUCCACUGCUUGGGGCUUUCAGGAAGACCCCUGCCUGCCUGGAGAAAACCCACAGAGUGGCCAGAACACUGAGGCUGAACCCCGACCAGUGAUUGUAUGUCUAGGAUCACUACCAGGGUCCAGCCUCUGCCAGUGCCUCUGAGGAGCACAGAUCGGGGAGAGCUUCAGAUGGGGGCCAGGGAGGCUGAAGAGCAAUGUCUCCUCAAAUUUAGGUCUCCUUUCUGACCCUGUCUGCGUCUCCCAGGGCUGCUCCCCAGAGCAUAACACUUUCUACUGUCUAAACUUUUUGGAGUUCCUUGUUUUCCUGCAGACUCCAGUUCUUCAUGCCAAGAGCAUUGGCAGAGAUGUGUCUUACUGACAUUUUCAUAGUUGGCUUGUAAACACAUGUACAUGACAUGAAAGUAUUUUAACUAACCUUCAGGCCCUCACUGCCCAGGUGCCCGGUUCCCCCAUCCUGUCGCUGGCUUCUACUAUAGUGGAAAGGCUCUUUCUUGAUGUAAGAUCUCAGUGUGCUCUUUUGAUGAGAAGUAUGUAACCUUCAAAGGUGGAAGAUGUGGUGGUAAAGCCUCUCUAUGCUAGCUUCUUGCUCUCAUUAUCACUUUCUAUUACAAUAAUUAAAAAGAAAAAAAGCUUUAA
This is a messenger RNA of Nannospalax galili (Upper Galilee mountains blind mole rat), 5492 nucleotides long. It is a transcript of the gene CUNH14orf132, whose product is annotated as chromosome unknown C14orf132 homolog. Bases 1 to 627 code for a protein of 208 amino acids. The record is from RefSeq and is a predicted model, not a curated record. The transcript is spliced from 3 exons. NCBI's taxonomy places the organism in Eukaryota, Metazoa, Chordata, Mammalia, Rodentia, Spalacidae.